Engraulis encrasicolus (European anchovy) is the source of this 744-nucleotide messenger RNA. RefSeq lists its product as uncharacterized. The transcript is spliced from 2 exons. The record is from RefSeq and is a predicted model, not a curated record. Lineage: Eukaryota; Metazoa; Chordata; Actinopteri; Clupeiformes; Engraulidae. The coding region runs from base 138 to 671 and encodes 177 amino acids.
GCCAGAUCACCACCAAUUUCCUGAAAAAAAAAUGGGAAAAUCUUAAGCAAAAAUAUAAGGAGCUUAUAGCCCCCCCGACAGGGGUUAGCACAGAAGGGGGGGCGCCCACCCCAGUCACCUGGAAGUGGUUCGACCUCAUGCAUGAGGUCCUGGGGGAGUUGAAGUCAACAACUCCCCCAGUCCUGAUUGCCACCAAGGCGGGUGGCCAGGUGUUGGUGGUGGGCACCCCCCCUGCUACCGUUAGGGUAGAGGAGGAAGAAGAUGAGGAGGAGGAGGAGGAUGGAAAGAGAGGUGAGAAGAGAGGGGGGGCGUCUCGAGGGGAUGACACCCCUGUGAAGAGAACCUCCACCACGUCCAAGCGCCGUAAGCUUGACGUGGUGGGGGUUCUAGAAGAAAUGAAUGAGAGAGAUGAGGAGGAGUGGAGGAAGAUGAUGAAGGAGGAGCAGGAGAGUGUGAGGAAGAGGGAGGAAAGGAAGGAGGAGGUGGAGGAGAGACGCCACCGCGAACUUAUUGCGAGGCAGGAGGAGAUGAUGGCCAGAGAGGAGCGGUGGAGGCAAGAGAUGGUGGCGAGGGAGGAGAGGAGAGACAGGGAGGCAGCAGCGAGCCAGCAGCAGGCUGCUGCCAGAGAUGAGCGGCUGUUGGCCAUUUUGGAGGCUCUGGCCAAAAAAUGACUCUUUCAGUUUUUUUGUUUUGUUUUUGUUGUUGUUGUAACAUUUGAAAUUAAUUAAAUUGAUUUUGCUUUCA